Clunio marinus is the source of this 2932-nucleotide messenger RNA. NCBI's taxonomy places the organism in Eukaryota, Metazoa, Arthropoda, Insecta, Diptera, Chironomidae. The record is from the annotation of a GenBank genome assembly.
AAAACAUCAUUUUCGAUAUUCAACUUUCAAAAGAAAUGGAAAAGAGUAAAUUUAUGAUAAAAGAAUAUAGCUUGAAGUUGAUUUCAAGUGAAAUUUCUACAACGAACCUGCUAAAAAAUUUAAUAAAAUGUGCAGAAACUUUUAUAACAAAUAAAGAAAUUCAAGGCUUAUCGGAGGCCCUCGAGGGCAUUUUUUAUAAUGGAUUACGUCUCGAUAAGCAUGGGAUUCCUAAUAUUCGGCGUGUCUUUGGCAUUUUCAAGAAUUUCAGUCAACAAUCAUUAUCGUGUCAUAAGAAAGUAUUCAGAUUAUGGCUAAUCGAGAACAUCGAUAAGGGAAAACUUUCCAAUCAUCUUUCAUUCAUAUUCUCUGACACAUCCCACAUUAAAAAUUGUUACGAGUCGUCUGCAUUUCUCAGAGAUGAAGGUCGUCAGAAUGCUCUUAUGAUUUGUAUCUCAGCGAUCGAGGCAAAUCAGUUGAGUCAGUUGGCGAAAAUCGAUGCAACUCUCUUUGAGAAAAGUCCUACUUCUAGUUCAGGUCAUCGUAGAACAUCAUCACAUCCAAUUGUGUCGCUCAGUUCUCAAAAAUCCAUCCUAGCGAGUGGAAGGAAAGCAUCGAAAAAGACUUUGGAUUUAAUAACCGGUUCGAAAGUGAAAUUAUCAAAUCUUCGGCCUUGGUAUAGUGUGCCAAAUUUACAUCACGAAUCAUCGUCACAUUCAGGUCGUCUUCGAAGUAAAACGAUGAAUUUAGUGGACCAAAACAAUCACACAUUUCAUAAAAAAGUUUCGUUUAAAAAGGAAACAAAAUACGAAGAUGAUUCAGCUGUGGAAGCUUUAACAGUUCUUAAUAAAGAGGACGUGCCUUAUUUUGCAUAUCGUGGCUAUUCUGCAGACACAAAUAAUAUGCUCAAUCAUUUACCUGUACCUGAUCUUCAACCUGAAGUGCCAAUUAAUGUCCUCAAAGUUGAUGACAUCGAAAUCCACACAGAUUAUCGUUCAUCGUCUGACUUCAGAAAGACCAUUGAGAAUUUCACACCACCAAAAGAAGCCAAGAAAAAGCUUUCAGUGUUCAGUUUUCUUGAAGGUACACCAACAGUCGCUGGUCACAAGACACGCCAUCAAUCAACGCCUAGCAUGAGCGUCAGUCCAAGCGAGGUUUUCUUCAGUGCUGAUGUUGUUUCAGGAUCAAAAAUUUCUGUUGAAUCGCCGAUCGUUAAAUCGUUUCAAAAUGUAAGAAAUAACAGAAAAACAAGUCGACAGAAUCUGGAAUAUUUCCUCCAAAUGAUUAACAGUAGCUCAAAACCAAAAGUUGCAUUGGAUCGUGAAAAUGCUCAUUUCCAUCUUUCGGAAGCGAUCAUUGCGACAUCACAACACUUAAAGUGGAAUAAAAUGCACGAUGAAAAGUAUAAAACUUCAAAAGAUUCGAAAGCAAAAGAAGAUUUAUCGAGCACUCCGAAACGCCAACUUCCUUCGACAAUGAAUCAAAACAAUGUUGCAAAAUUUAUCAUCGGAUCUGUUGAAGAUGACAGCGAAUCGAGUUUGUCAAAUGACGAUUUUCACGAAAAAUCUCGCACAUGUUCGACAAGUUCAGAAGAAACCGAUGAGAAUACUCCGCAUAUGGAAUGGAACACUUUAGACGAUCCAUCAUCAGCAGAAAGCAUCGCAAGAACUCUCAUGUCAAGAUUCAAACGUGAACGUCUUCCAAAUCCAAGCACUUUGCUUUGGCUUGUCAAUGAAUCUCAAGCACCUCAACAAUUAUUGCCGUUCCCUGAUUCGUUCAGUUUUCAUGUCAAUCCGGACGAUCUCAUACAACACACAACAUUCAUUCGUGGCUCAAAAGAUUGGGCGCCGCCUCGCCAACAAAUUAUUUUCACUGUUCAUCCAACACCUGAUCGUAAGAAGCAAAUGCUUCUACAAUUGUAUCGUUGUGCUGGUUGUGGAAUGAGAGUUUUGCCGACUUUAGUUCACACAUUUCGUUUUUGUGAUUACCUUGGAAAGUAUUUCUGUUCAGCAUGCCAUAAGAAUCAAAUUAGUACGAUUCCAGCAAGAGUGCUUGACAAAUGGGAUUUCUCACUUUAUCCUGUUAGCAAUUUUGCUUACAAAUUAUUGAAUCAGAUUUGGAACUUUCCACUUUUUCACAUUGCCGAUAUAAAGCCGCGGUUGUAUGAGAUUUCGAAACCAUUGGCGAAAGCACGUGAAGCAAGACUGAAGUUGAAAUUCCUACAAGAUUUUAUCGAACAAUGUCGAUUUACGGAUAAGGAGAAAGAAUUCUUUAAGGAGAUUCCAGUUCAUUGGACCGACGAUGCUGACAUUUGGAGUAUGAUGGACUUUGUUGACAUCCGAAACAAUAUUUUCACUGAGAGAAUUCAAGAGAUAAUAAAACGAUUAGAGGAACAUAUUUUGAAAGACAACUGCGAGCUUUGCAUUGCUCGCGGUUUCUUUUGUGAGCUUUGUCCAAAUAAACGAGACGUCAUUUUUCCUUGGCAGAAUAGGAUCAAACGAUGUUUCAAAUGCGGUUCAUGUUAUCAUGAAAAAUGUUUCACAGGCGAAUGCAGCAAGUGUGAAAGAUUGAAACGACGAAAGCGACAAUUGAGGAACGUCAUUGUGUCGUAAUUCAUCUGUGAUUAUUUGGGUAUUUAAUCUCAUAAAGUUUUUGAUAUUUUUACGAGUGAAUCACGAAAAGUAAAUCCUCGUCUCAUAGAUAAUUAAUUGUUGAUUAUUUCGACAUGUGUAGAUUAAAAUAUUAAAAUAAAUGUAAACUAAUAAACUACGUCAAUCAUUAUUUAUCUUAUAGAUGAUGCAAUGUAAUGAUGCAUUGAAUCGUUAAUCUAUCAACUUGUAUAAUGUUUAUUUUUUAUACAUAUUUCGAUAUUUAUUGUUAACAAUCCGACUACUGUUAAUAAAAUGAAGCGUAUGAGAAGCAAAACAAUCCAAGA